This is a messenger RNA of Darwinula stevensoni, 1108 nucleotides long. Lineage: Eukaryota; Metazoa; Arthropoda; Ostracoda; Podocopida; Darwinulidae. The record is from the annotation of a GenBank genome assembly.
UAUUUUUCAAGCAUUGUUUUAUUUAGCAGAAAUCCCCAUGAAUCUUAUCGAUUCUGUUUUCUCAAAAAUAUCAGAAUAUUUACAAACAAUCUUAGGAGAUGGUCCGUUAUCAAAAUUAAUUUCAGAAGGUUUAAUACCCGGAAUAGGAGGUAUAAUAAUAUUUAUACCCCAAAUAUCAAUAUUAUUUUUAUUUCUUACAUUAAUGGAAGAGAGCGGUUAUAUGAGCCGAGUUGUAUAUUUGAUGGAUAGAUGGAUGAAACCAGCAGGCUUGAGUGGUAAAAGUGUCGUGCCAUUAAUAUCAGGAGUUGCGUGUGCUAUACCCGCAGUUUUAGCUGCAAGAAAUAUCGAAAACUCUAAAGAAAGGUUACUUACUAUUUUGGUUACACCUUUUAUGACAUGUUCUGCUCGUUUACCAGUUUAUGCUAUAAUUAUUUCGAUAGUUAUACCUCGUGGAGAAUGGUGGCUAUUUAACUAUCAAGGAAACUAUGGACCAAAUGAUUUUAACAAAAGUGAUACUUCAAAAACUACAUUAGAAAAUUCAUUUCUUGGUAUUUUUGGUCAUUUCAUUGAGCCUACAAUAAAACCUUUGGGCUAUGACUGGAAAAUCGGUAUCGGUUUAAUAUCUUCUUUUGCUGCCAGAGAAGUUUUUGUACCCACUAUGGCAACUAUUUACAAUAUUCAAAAUACAGAUAAUCAACAUUCUUUGAUUUCUAAAAUGAAAAAUGAGAAAAAUUUUAAUACUCAAACCCCUACUUUUACCUUUGCCAGCGGAAUAUCAUUAUUGCUUUUUUAUGCCUUUGCUAUGCAAUGCCUUAGUACAUUAGCAGUGGUGAAAAAAGAAACUAAUAGCUGGAAAUGGCCAUUGUUUCAAUAUUCAGAAAACCAUUACAAGGAUAAAAUUGAAGGAAAAACCAAAAUUGGAGUUUUUGUAAAUGAUAAUAUAGAUGAAAUUACUAAUAAAAUAAAAGAAUAUAAUCUAAAUGGAAUUCAAUUACAUGGAGAUGAAAACCCUGAAUUUUGUAAAUACUUUAAAAACAAUAAUAUACUAACUAUAAAAGCUUUUGGAAUAGAUAAAGAUUUUGAUUUUGAUGAAUUAAAACUAUUUGAA